AUGGGUCAACUCAGGAGACCAGAACGAGAACCAGAUUCUGCAGAGCAGUCGUCUCGCGCUACACAAUAUUCAUUACCCCAGUUGCCCGUCAAAGCUAAACCCCGGCUGGAUCAUCAAGGUUUCCGAGAGCAGGGCAACAAGGCCGCUGAUGAACGGGCCAAGAAGCUCCGCACCAAAAUAAGUUCACUGGGUGAAUCUGAGGAACGAUUAAGAGAAGAACAAGAGAAACUAUGGAGCAGUGCCAGCAAGGACUUAUCAGACGCAGCUAGAGCGUUGAAAGACACUAAGGACUUAGUAGAUCAAGUUCACGAUGACGAUCUUAUAGAUCUGUGUAAAGCGGUGGCGGGUCAAUCCCAGGAAACGCAAUCAGCAUUGAAAAGAGUGCUGGGGAGCCUUGGUGGGGUAACGUCUGGCUUGAAGAAGGACGUUAUUAAAAGGCCAGGUUUCUUAGAAGGCACCGAAGCAAGUAAUUUCACGGCCGAGCGGAGUACUAUCUCGGAGGCGGUGAUGUCUAAGAUACGCCUUAGCACAAGAGCGAAGAGGAGGACAGCGGUACUGAGGAAGAAGCAACUCGAGAAAGAUCUGGACCUUCUGGAAGCCAGGCUAAGGCAGCCGAGUGGAUAUAGUGGUAUUGAUUCCAGCGACCUGCUAUUAGAGACAGACGAUGAAGAUAUGGAUGUAUCAGAUAACCAGAGCGAAGACAUUCAGGGUAGAAGCUUGAGUAAAGACCAAGUUCCCGAAGUUAGCGGACGAAAGCGAACCUGGGAUGCGAAUGGGGAAGGCAAUCAAGGAGACUGGCAAUCAAAAAAGAUAAAAGGCGAUGGACUCGCAGGAAAUGUAGGUUUGGAUGUCAAGACCAGAGAGGAGCGGGAGCAAAAAGAACCACAGUCGAACAAUGAUGAACGGAAAGAGAGACUAGAAAAGAUCGGGCAGGAAGGGGAACUGUCCAAGAAGGGCGCAGACGGAUGGGAGCUAUUAGCAAGAGAGACGCUGCAGGGGAAAAUACAGGAAAAGAAGGCUGAGAUCGUUAUACAGAAAGACAAAAUCAUGCGCCUCGACGAAAAUUACAAGAAGCUGGAGAAGCCAAUCAAUGGCAUAGAGAGAGAGUUAGUGGAGGAUCAACAUAGGGAGCAGAGCUACAGAGAAAAGAGGCGAGAGAAGGACUCAAAGGAGUUCAAAGACCUAAGAGACCAGGAAAAGAGAGGGAAAGAGCUGCAGAAGCUACGCCGGGAAAUUUUCAAGAAACGCUAUCUCCCUUCUGACAACCAAAUGCGCCAGCAAGGGUAUGAUCAAAUAAGCCGUAUGGAACGAAUGAUGGCGAGGCGUCUCCGCAACGACUUCCUUACAUACCAGUACGACAUUUCACCUUCUCACUUUGUCGACGGCUACGAUUCGGAGGACGAUGCAACGGAUAACCAACUUGACGAAACAGACGAAACAGACAAAACGGUCCAGGAACACUCCCUCGGACUACUAGAAAAGCUAGUAACUGAUGCACAAUUGUUGGAAGCCCAUAUUCAAAGGAUGCAAGAUCAUUACGACAAGCUUGAGCAUGUGACGAACUUGAAACAUGUUCUGGAUAUAGAGAGGAAGUUGGAAAUCAAGUGGCUCAGCAAUCCGAGAGGUUCCAACUCGAUAAGAUUGGACGACACGACGACCACCCAUCUAAACGACAAUCACUUCUCGGCUAGAGACAUAUCUGAAGGGGAAAUAUAUGAAUCGCUCAAAGAAGACGAAUUCAGGGUUUUGGUAUUGGUCCCAGCGCCAGAACCAUACUACCCCUUGAUCUGUAAAUUGGAAACCUGGUCUAUGAAGGACAUGGAAUCUCCCGAGAACGAGAAAAAGUACGCAGCUUUAUCAUAUUUCUGGGGUCGGGAAGAAGUUUACAACGGCCGGAUCUACCUUCUCCCUCAUCACGAUGUUCUAUCAGAUCCAAGUGAGUGGGGUACCGCGACGAGGAGCGCUACUCCAGUUCACGUUCGCAAUAGCCUCUUUCGCGCUCUCCUUCGGCUUCGAAGAAACGGAAAUGAUUCCCAACCAGUGGCUCUGUGGGUUGACUUUAUGUGUAUCGACCAAAAAAACGACUAUGAAAAAACGAAACAGUUGAAUAAGAUGGUACAAAUCUACAGAAACGCAAGCAACGUAUGCAUUUGGCUUGGUGAGGGCGACGAUGAUGGGCGUAGUGACGAGGCUAUGCAGUUCAUUCGAACUACAAUGGACUUUGCUGUGUUAGACCGCCUCGCCCACGAUAAAAGUCAGGCCAAGAAGUGGUACGCAUUAGGAGAAUUAAUGCGAGAUCGAUGGUUUUCGCGACGCUGGGUCGUACAAGAGAUUGCUCUUGCGAAGGAAGCGACUGUACACUGCGGCCAGAGACGUGUUCAAUGGUCCGACUUUGCCGACGCUGCGUCUUUGCUGGUUUCCAACCAGGAGAUUAUCAAGUCGCUAUUCGACUUUUCGGAGUGGCGAGAGGGUCGGAAUACACUUGGCGACGUUGGCUCAUUUGGGGCAUCCAUCCUCCUCGAAGCAAUCAAUAACUUGUUUCGGCGAAAGCCUAACGGCGAUAUCAAGAAGCCUAUUAAGACCAUCGAGUCCCUUGUCACAUCACUCAAAACAUUUGAUACGGGUAAUCGGCGCGAUCUCAUCUACAGUCUCGUGGGUAUUGCAAGGGACACAUCCUAUGCUAUGUGGGAUAGUGUCUCCGACGACGCUUCCCACAAGAAAUUCGAAGUAAACUAUGGUAAAUCCGAGGUCGCUGUCUACAAUGAUUUCACAGACUUCUGCGUUUCGUCUUCUGGGUCACUGGACAUCAUCUGCCGCCCAUGGGCAAUGCCACUUCGAGGGGGUGACGCCUUGCCCUCUUGGAUUCCUCUCUUAUCAAAUUCGGAAUUUGGAGUCCCUGAAGAGAUCUACAGUGGUCGUAAAAAUGGUGAGAUCUUGGUUGGGCCGGCUGGAUCUCCGAACUAUGAAGCCUCUGGGAAGACUAAAUUCGACGGAACAUUCAAAUCCCAAAAGGCCGCAGAAUACACUUCGCGUACUAAUGGAAAAGGAGAUGAUACCAAUUCUCUUUCCAUAGAUACGGGAAGAAUUCUUGUUGCGAAAGGCUUCAGACUAGCCAAGAUCAAGGAGGUAUCACCGCGAAACACAGGCGGCGUUAUUGUCCGCGAGUCUCUGGAAAUGGGAGGUUGGCAAGGGUUCAAACGGGAUACUGACAGUGUUCCAGACCCUAUCUGGAGAACACUCGUUGCCGAUCGUGACCAGUAUGGUCGUGUGCCUCCCUCAUGGUACCAAAGGGCUUGUCUGCGAUGUCUUGAGAUGGCUGACACGUUCAAUAAUGGUGACCUCAACGUCGGAGAGCUUCUGCAAGGCCACUCUGAUAUGCUACGCAAGUACCUGACUCGCGUACGCAACGUUACUUGGAACAGACGCUUUUUUACGGCGAUUGACCAAGAAAAGGGUGCUGAAGACAUUAGCAAAGAUAAUCAAGUCAUAGUUUCUUCGGAAGAAAAUAAGGAAGAAAAGGAGGAAGAAGAAAGGAGGGAAGAGGAAAAGGAGAAGGGAGAAGAAAAGGAAGAAGACAAGGAACAAAAGAAGGAACAGAGGAAGAAGAAAAACAAGAAGAAAAAUAAGAAAAACACAGACAAGAAUAGGAAGCAAGAAGAAGAACCAAUGGAUGAUGAGCUACAUGGGCAAGGGAAGGAGGAGGAAGAAGCAAGUAAGGAAAAGGAACAGAAUCGAUUGGAAGAAGGUAUGGUAUGUGGGCGAUCAGGGGACGAAACGGGUAUUCUAUUCGGGCUUUGUCCACCAGAGACUCAAGUCGAGGAUAUUAUUUGCGUCUUAUAUGGUUGUACCGUACCGGUUGUGUUGCGGGAAAUGUCGGAUGGGUAUAUGAAGCUCGUGGGUGAAGCGUACGUUCACGGGAAAAUGGAUGGCGAAGCGAUGGAUGAUCCUGGAGCAACUGAGUAUUUUCGAAUCCAGUGA
Annulohypoxylon truncatum is the source of this 3978-nucleotide messenger RNA. RefSeq names its product heterokaryon incompatibility protein-domain-containing protein. The transcript has a single exon. Bases 1 to 3978 code for a protein of 1325 amino acids. The record is from RefSeq and is a predicted model, not a curated record. Lineage: Eukaryota; Fungi; Ascomycota; Sordariomycetes; Xylariales; Hypoxylaceae.